AUGCUGCAGGCCAAAGACAUAGAUCUUAUCGGAGUUAUUGAUUUAGUUAAAGAAAAAAUACAACACUUAGAAACAUGUAGAAGUGACAUAGAAUUUUCCACUGUCCUUAACGAAGUUGAAGAGUUCAAAAAGUCUUCAAUUAACGAAUGUGAAUAUUUUAAGCCGAUUCCACAUAAUCGAAUAAGACGGGUACCACGUAAAGCUGACGAAAUAGCUGUAGACGAAGUUAUUGAAGACCCAUUGCAAAAUUAUAAAAUUAAAACAUAUUUUAUAGCAUUUGAUACGGCUAUUACUCAGAUAAAAGAAAGGUUCAAUGAAAUAUCCAGUGGUUUAUUUAAGGAUCUGUCAUUAUUUUCUCGACGUCGCAUGGAAGAAAUAUCUAAUGAUCUCAAUAAAUUGCCAGUUGAUGCAUUUAAAGUAUUUUCUGAUACGUAUAGUAAAUUUGUUGAUAGAGAAGAUUUAAAAAGAGAAUAUGUACAAUUCAUAAAAUGUUAUUUUAAUUUUGAAAAAGUUAAACUAAUUCCAACCCGUCUUCAUGAUUCUCAAUCAGACACCGAAGAUGAAUCUAUUGACCAUUUACAAAGCUACUUGGAAGAUUCUCAGAGCACUCAAGAACCAGUAGAAUAUUUUACUAUCCCCAAGCUUCCUUUAAAUGGAUGCAGUUUAUUAACAGUAUUAAAGGUUGUUAAAAUAAGUGGUUUACAGUCUGUAUUUCCUGUCCUAAGCAUAGCUUUGAAAAUUGCUGUAACAUUACCAGUUGCUAGUACUACACCAGAAAGAACUUUUUAA
Messenger RNA from Macrosiphum euphorbiae (potato aphid), 789 nucleotides. The record is from the annotation of a GenBank genome assembly. NCBI's taxonomy places the organism in Eukaryota, Metazoa, Arthropoda, Insecta, Hemiptera, Aphididae.